Molecule: messenger RNA, 1158 nt
Organism: Oryza sativa Japonica Group (Japanese rice)
Lineage: Eukaryota; Viridiplantae; Streptophyta; Magnoliopsida; Poales; Poaceae
Biological process (GO): proteasome regulatory particle assembly
Cellular component (GO): nucleus; cytoplasm
Molecular function (GO): protein binding
Source: RefSeq, a predicted model, not a curated record
ACUCUACAACGAAUAAUACCGCCUCGCGAAUCCGCGUCGCUUCCACGAGAAGCAGCAGCAGCCGAGAGAGAGAGAGAGAGAGAGAGAGAGAGAGAGAGAGAGGGAGGGAGAGGGAAGCAAUGGUGGCGACGAACCUGAAGGCGGAGACGGUGGGGCUGAUGGACCGGCGGGCGGCGGUGGAGGCGGAGAUGGACGCCAUCAUCGCCGCCCUCUCCGUGCCCGUCGGGCCGGGGAUCACCGGCGGCCUCGUGGACGCGGAGGGUUUCCCCAGGUCCGACAUCGACAUCCCGGCCGUCCUCGCCCAGCGCCGCAAGCUCGCCGAAUUGCGGAAUGAUCACAAGGAUAUUACGAACAAAAUUGAGAAGAAUCUGGAAGUUUUGCACUCAACAAAAUUGUCAAGAAAUGAAGCGUCAAUCCCUGCAAGUUCUGGCACACCUGCUUCAUUGCACAGUGGGUUAUCUCAAAAUGAUCCUAUGGAAGAAGAUGCUGUGACCAGACUUCCUUUUGCCAUAAUUGAUGAACUGACAGAUGGUUCUCCUGCUGCUGUGGAUGGCUUGCAGCUUUGGGAUGAGAUAGUAAAGUUUGGAAAUGUGGAAGCAGGUGAUAGAUUGCAAGAAAGGCUUGUCUCUGAAGCUCUUUCCAAUGAGGAUUGUCAAGUAUCUCUAGUCAUCAUUCGUCAGGGAUCAUCAAUGAACUUAACUGUUACACCAAGAAAGUGGCACGGAAGAGGACUUUUGGGAUGCCAUUUCCGAAUCUUAUGAACAACGGGCCAUGGUCCCACAUCUAUGAAAGAACGAGAUGGUUUCGUUUUUGUGCUUGCAGACAGAGCUCUUGCAGAAUCAGCGAUAACAUUCAACAUCUAAGACAAUCUGAUUAACCUAUGAAAGGAUUAAAUGCUUUCAUGUUUGUACUUGUGCAGACAGCCCUUGCAGCACCGAGAGCAAUCUGAUUAACUGAAUGCGUGUCCAAACCUUUUAGCAUCCCCUUAUUACAUGUACAUUGGAAGCAAACCUGGCUGCCUUUGUUUGGAGUUUUUUUUAGGUGCAUUGUUCUCAUGCAUAUUGGUCCUAUGAAAUGAUGUCUUAUGCACAAUCUUUUUGAAAAAGCGAUGUAAAUCUGAGUCUGUUGGCACUAACCAGUAACCACUCCUUGACUGAA